This is a messenger RNA of Neocloeon triangulifer, 1481 nucleotides long. RefSeq names its product intraflagellar transport protein 57 homolog (gene IFT57). Bases 155 to 1387 code for a protein of 410 amino acids. Gene Ontology annotation, biological process: non-motile cilium assembly; intraciliary transport. The transcript has 9 exons. NCBI's taxonomy places the organism in Eukaryota, Metazoa, Arthropoda, Insecta, Ephemeroptera, Baetidae. The record is from RefSeq and is a predicted model, not a curated record. Gene Ontology annotation, cellular component: Golgi apparatus; cilium; centrosome.
GCGCGAGUUUUCUAAAAUAGUAAAUUCGGUAAAUUCCUUUUGGCUGCAAAGCGUGAAAAUUGCAAGCGUUUUAAGUCUAAAUAUUUAACCAUUUUUCAAAGAAAUCCACUAAAAAUUGAAAUUUUUUGACAAUUAAAAAGAUAUCAUACGAAAAAUGGAUAGAAAAAGUUCGGCCGCAAGUUCUGUGCCUUAUGAUACCAACGCUGGGGUAGAAUACUUGUUAUGUUUAGAAAUGGAGAAAAUUUCCGAGAAGCUCAAGCUUUUGGACUACGACAAAGAUUUCAUCUUGGCGUCAAAAAUACGGCCUUUACACAAGCAUUAUUUUGCAAUAGUUGCAAAUCCUGGAGAACAGUUUUUUGUUUUCACUUCUUUGUGCGCCUGGCUGAUUCGCAAGUGCGGAGGAAAAUUUGACCCUCCGCAAGAAUUCGACGAUCCAAACGCAUCAAUUGCAAAAAUACUUGACUUUCUAAGAUCAAUUAACGUUAUUAUUGAUUUUCCACCAAGCAAGCUGAAACAAGGAGUUGGAGAACAAGCUACGUACGUUUUAAAUAACCUGUGCGACCAAGCCAUAAAAGUCUCAAGAUUUGAAUACAAAAAGCCAUACGUUGUGGAGGACGAUGUUGUGGAAGAGGAAGUACACGAAGGCGACAUUGAGCUUAUUUUGGAAAAGGUUGAGAAUGAAAUGAUAGCUGAUUACUUGAGUGACGACGAAAAUGACGAGGAGCUCAUCAAAGUUGACGAUUUGAGCAGACAAUUAAACACCAAAGGCGUUGGAAGCUUUUACAGCCACGAAAAUGCUAUAAAACCAAAUUUCACAACAGAAAGCUGGAAAUUGGAGUUGGAAAGGGUUUUGUCUCAGCUCAAAGUAGUCGUCAAAACUGAUUCUCGGGAGUGGCGAUCGCACGUAGAGCAAAUGAAACAGUUCAAAAACACAAUUUCAAGUGCCUCGACAGCUAUUCAAGGGCAGCUGGAAUCUUUUCACAAACACGUAGGUCAAAACAUGGAAAAGAUCAACGCCAGGGAGAAAUUUCUCAACACCCAAUUAGAACCUCAUUUAGCUGAAUGCAGAAAAGCCAUGAAUGCUUUAGACACGACCAAGGUAAAAUUCAAGAUGCUCAACGAAGGCGUUACCGAAAAAACGAGGAUUUUAAAUCAUUUGUCCGACGAAUUGGAUACUUUGAAACAUCAAAUGCAAGAGAGAGGCGCUAGCAUGACGGAUGGAACACCUUUGGUUGCGCUGAAAAAAAAUUUGGCAAAAAUGAAGUCGGAAAUUGCAAUCAUGAACAUCGCGAUCGCCGAGUACGACAACAGCAUCAUCAACAACAAAGUUCGCGACAAGACGCUGAUGAUGCAGCUGGAGUUUGGCGCCGAUAUCGCAAUAACUUGAUCAAAUUUGCAUAAAAGCAACCAAAUCGUCAUUCAUAUCAUUUUUAUGUGCCGGUCAAUUUGAAUAAAUAAAAGAUGCAAGUAAGAAAAGCCGA